Messenger RNA from Varanus komodoensis (Komodo dragon), 3953 nucleotides. Its product is annotated as guanylate cyclase 2G-like. Gene Ontology annotation, cellular component: membrane. Gene Ontology annotation, molecular function: guanylate cyclase activity; ATP binding; protein kinase activity. Bases 1 to 3300 code for a protein of 1099 amino acids. The transcript has 23 exons. NCBI's taxonomy places the organism in Eukaryota, Metazoa, Chordata, Lepidosauria, Squamata, Varanidae. The record is from RefSeq and is a predicted model, not a curated record. Gene Ontology annotation, biological process: protein phosphorylation; intracellular signal transduction; cGMP biosynthetic process.
AUGACCAGCCAGGAAGGAGAGAGGAACAGCAAUGACAGAGAUGGUGUAGUUCAUGUUAUUAAUUUUAGCAGUCUUGAAAGGUCCAAGCUCAUUGUAGCCUUUCAGGCUCCCUGGAAUAUCUCAUAUCCACUGAGUGCCCAAAAGUUAAGUUCGGUUUUGCAGAUUGCCAUUGACAAAGUCAAUGCGGAUCCUUCCUACCUACGCAACUAUAGCUUGGAGUUUGUAUAUGCGGACUGUGGCUGUGAGGCUAAGAAGUCCCUUCAGGCUUUCAUCCACCAGUUUCAAAAGGAACACAUCUCAGCCUUGUUUGGACCUGUUUGCUCAGAGGCAGCAGAGGUUACUGGCUUGCUGGCAUCUCAGUGGAACAUCCCCUUAUUUGGCUUUGUUAGCCAUAGCACCAAGCUGGGUGAUUCCUCUCUUUAUGACACUUACAUCAGUCUUGUCCCUCCUUUGAAAAUAUUAGGGGAAGUCCUGCAUAAAACUCUUCAGUAUUUUGGAUGGAGACACGUUGGGCUCUUUGGAAGCUCCAGUGAUGUUUUCACUUGGGCUGAAAUGGAGGAAUUGUGGACAUCUGUAGAGAACCAACUCAAAACCAAUAUUACAAUAACUGCUAAGGUGAGAUACAAUACGAAAGAUCAAAGUCUCCACAAAGAAAAGCUCAGCUAUGUAGCAUCUGCUGCCAGAAUUAUUAUUUUAAUCUGCAGUUCUUUGGAUGCAAGAUCCAUUUUGCUAGAGGCCAAAGAACUAGGUAUGACAAAUGGGCCAUACGUGUUUUUUGUCCUACAGCAGUUUGAUGAUAAUUUUUUGACAGCAGGCAGGAAUUAUGCAAACACUACCAUCCUAGAUGCCUAUCGGUCUGUUUUUCUGAUAGCCCUCAGGCCUUACCAAAAAUAUACGACGUACUCUGACUUUACGAAGGAGAUCCAUGGCAAGCUGAAGGAGAAACAGACCUCAUAUAACUUCCUUUCUUCACAAGAAGAGGUACGUCCUUAUGCUGCCUUCCUCCAUGAUGCAGUUCUGCUCUAUGCAUUAUCCAUAAAAGAAAUGUCAGAAACUCAAAAGGAUUUCCGUGAUGGAAGGACUCUUGUCAACACUUUGAAAGGCUACAAUAAAACCCUUCCUUAUGGCGUUACUGGCCCAGUGCAUAUUGAUGAAUUAGGUGAGAGAAACAUGGAUUAUUCUGUGUAUGAUCUCCAGGAAUCUGGCAACUCAACACGUUUCAUUCCUGUUCUUAACUUUGAUGGUUACAGAAAGAUAAUCAGUCCAGCCAAAGAAAUUGACAAUAUCUAUUGGUCAGAUGGAGGCACACCUAAAGACAAGCCACUGUGUGGGUUUCACAAUGAACAAUGCAAAAUUCCAGUUGCCAAAGGAACAGCCCUUGUUGUUGUGAUAAUUCUUCUGAUAGCAACAGUAUCAGGAACUAUUGGCGUGGCAACAUUUAUAAAGAUUCAUAAAGGAAGCCUUGAAAGGCAGAGCAAAGAUACCUGGUGGAGAAUUAAGUAUGAAGAUGUCACAAUUUUGAAUGGUAAUAAGGAAAACUUUGAUCUAUCUCAAGGAAGUACACCAGAGAUCAAAGAAACAGAAACUGUUCAUUCCAAUUUGUAUCUUUCUAGCCAUAACUAUUCUGGACUAAAGGACAAACAAGCAAAAGAAGUAUUUUACACCACAGUAGGGCUUUAUCAGGGAAUUCUUGUUGCUCUCAAAUUCAUUGAUAAUCAGACAGAUGCCUCUACUUGGAAACCAUCAUUUCUUCAAGAAAUUCAGAUGAUUAGAGAACUGAGACAUGAGAAUCUGGUGGUCUUUUACGGGAUAUGUCCUGAAGUUCCCAACAUAUGCAUUGUAAUGCAUUACUGCAAGAAAGGAAGUCUUAAGGAUGUUUUGAGGCAUUCUGACAUUGAACUGGACUGGAUAUUCAAAAUCUCUUUUGCCUAUGACAUAGUCAAUGGUAUGUUGUUCAUCCACAACAGCCCUCUGAAGUCUCAUGGAAACUUAAAGCCUACAAAUUGCUUGGUUGACAGCCGCAUGCAAGUGAAGCUGUGUGGAUUUGGCUUGUGGGAAUUUAAAUAUGGAAGGGAAUCCAGAGUAGUAACAGAGGAAGGGACCAGUUAUGCAGAUCUCUACUGGACAGCUCCUGAAUUGCUAAGGAUGGGAGAAUAUCCAUUCCAUGGCACCCAGAAGGGUGAUGUUUACAGCUUUGCUAUUAUUAUGAGGGAACUGAUACAUAAUCAGGAAGAUGGUCCAUUCCAAGAUCUAAACAAGGAUGCAGAAGAAAUAAUAAAAAUAAUCCAGGAUCCUAACUCUCCUGUUCCACUCAGGCCUUCUCUUUCGACAGAGAAAUGUAAUGAAAGCAUCAUUGCACUUUUGAAAGCAUGCUGGGAUGAGUAUCCAGAGAGGAGGCCAGCAUUCUCCGAUGUAAAGACAGCCCUGAGAAAUGCCAGCCCUGAAGGCCAUUUCAGUAUAUUGGACAACAUGGUGAAUAAACUGGAAAAAUAUGCAAAUCAUCUGGAGGAAGUGGUUGAAGCAAGGACAACCGAGUUGUUGGCAGAAAAGAAGAAGACAGAAAAGCUUUUAUCUGCUAUGCUACCUGGCUUCGUUGGAGGACAGCUUAUUGCUGGGAAAUCAGUGGAACCAGAGAGCUUUGACUCUGUAUCCAUUUUCUUCUCAGACAUUGUUGGCUUCACUAAAUUAUGCUCUGUCAGCUUUCCACUUCAAGUUGUCAAUCUCCUCAAUGACCUGUACAGUCUGUUUGAUAAUAUCAUCAAAAUAUAUGAUGUCUACAAGGUGGAAACUAUUGGAGAUGCCUAUAUGGUUGCUAGUGGCCUGCCCAUUCGUAAUGGAACAAAACAUGUUGAGGAAAUUGCUACGAUGUCCUUGCACUUUCUCAGUGAAAUUAUCUCCUUCAGGAUUAGGCACAUGCCAGAUGAGAAACUGAGGCUACGUAUUGGCAUUCAUACUGGCCCGGUGGUUGCAGGAGUGGUGGGGAUCACAAGGCCACGCUACUGCCUCUUUGGAGACACAGUGAAUACAGCCUCAAGGAUGGAAAGUACCAGUUUGCCUCUCCAAAUCCAUGUUUCUAUGAUCACAGCAAAUGCUCUCCAAACCAUUGGGGGUUAUGAUUUGCAAGAAAGAGGAACCAUAAGAAUAAAGGGAAAAGGACAGCAAAAAACAUUCUGGCUGAAAGGCAAAACUGGGUUUAACAUGCCUCUACCCAAGUUCAGCAGUGAUGUGGCAAGUUGCCCAAAGAGAAAUGUGGAGAUAGGGUUAAAGGCAAGAUUGGAAAAUAUAUCAGAUAAUAUCUGAUAUAAAUAUCUCAGAAAAGCAAUGGAAGGAUGUAAAUGUGCAAGGUCCAAAGCAUUUUAUGGGUGUACUAGAAAGGGUUAUUUCUGUAAGAUCAUGUAUCUGUGGUCCUUAAUACCAGAUAGACUGGAAAAAAUGUUUAAGUUACUCAAUGCGUUAUGCAUUAUUGAUAUGAAUUUGUAGAUGUAGAUUUGUAGAUUCACAUUUUUUUGAAUUUAUGUAAUUAGGAGCAUGGAAAAAUACAGAAUGUAAAUUGACUUUGGACUCAUUUAUUAUUAAGUAAGAUAGGUAACUGGUGGCAACCAUGAAAGAAAGAUGAUAUCGAACAUGUUAGUUUUAGUUCAGAUUGUUUUAAAGGAAGAGAGAAUGUUGGUACCACUUUACAUUGGGGUGGGGAAGGGAUUGUAUAGGGAUGCUGUCACACUCAUGACUUGCUUGCAGGUCACUGUGUGAGCAGAAUGCUUGACUAGAUGAAUUUUUGUUCUUAUCCAGCAUGGGUCUUCUUCCUCAUUAACCCUGCAACACCUAAGCAAUGCCACAUCUGUUGGAACACAUACUGUCAACUCAGCAGUUAUGCUGUUGCUGCUUUCACACUGAGCUUCUCAGAUCUGGCAAACAGAGACGGAGAUCUAAUUUACAUAACUUGAUUUAGCAAU